Didymodactylos carnosus is the source of this 924-nucleotide messenger RNA. The record is from the annotation of a GenBank genome assembly. Lineage: Eukaryota; Metazoa; Rotifera; Eurotatoria; Philodinida; Philodinidae.
AUGAGCGAUGACAAAGAGAUUACACGUGAAUUAUGGUUAGCACGUUUACCAAUAUGUUUUAUAUUGUCUGAAGAAGAUAUGACAAAAGUUAAUCGUAGUGAAUUACCAGAACCUCUUUAUUUAAUGUUAUCACGUAAUUUAUAUUUUCCAUGUAUAAUAGAUAAAAUAUAUCGUUAUUUUUCAGCAUAUUAUAAAAUAGAUAAUUCAAAUUUAUUAAAUAAUACAUUACCAACAUCAAAUAUUAAUUUAAAUAAUAUUUGGCUUGAAUAUGAGAGUAUUCCAUUAAAAUGGCAUCAUCCAAUUGGUGUUUUAUACGAUUUACAUACAAAUGAUUCAACAUUAAUAUCAUUAACAAAUUCUUCUCUACCAUGGCAAAUUAUUGUUCAUUUUACAAAAUUUCCGGAAACAGAACUUAUUCGUUUUCCUGAUAAAGAGUCAAUUGAAGCUCAUUAUAUGUCUUCAUUAAAAGAAGCUGAUUCUCUAAAACAUAAAGGUAAAAUUAUUGGUGAUAUGCAAAAACGUGAUCAUAAACAAUUAUGGAAUUCUUUAAUACAAGAUAAAUAUGAACAAUUUUGGAAUAUAAAUACAAAAUUAAUGUCCUAUAUAGAUAAUUUAUCAUAUUUUCGUUAUAUACCAUUUCGACUCUAUCGUCUAGAUAAACCAAUUAUACAAAAAUUAUUUUCACCUUUUGAUCCAAAUACUAAUAGAAUGUUAACACUUGGAGAUUUAGUUCAAUUUGCAUUGACAAAUGAGGCCCUAUCUGAUAUUAAUAAUGAAUUAAAUUUAAGAAAUACGCGAAUUGAACAAUUUCGAAUUAUUAUACAUGGUACACAACCAUCAUCACAAACACCCGUACAAUGGUUAAGUGAACAUUUUAGUUAUCCUGACAAUUUUUUACAUAUAUGUCUCAUUGAUAAACGAUAG